Haliotis rufescens (red abalone) is the source of this 540-nucleotide messenger RNA. Its product is annotated as homeobox protein B-H2-like. The coding region runs from base 1 to 540 and encodes 179 amino acids. NCBI's taxonomy places the organism in Eukaryota, Metazoa, Mollusca, Gastropoda, Lepetellida, Haliotidae. Gene Ontology annotation, molecular function: DNA-binding transcription factor activity, RNA polymerase II-specific; RNA polymerase II cis-regulatory region sequence-specific DNA binding. The record is from RefSeq and is a predicted model, not a curated record. Gene Ontology annotation, cellular component: nucleus. Gene Ontology annotation, biological process: regulation of transcription by RNA polymerase II; animal organ development. The transcript is spliced from 3 exons.
AUGAGCAAGUCGUUUCUGAUCGCUGACAUCCUGUCUGUUACCGAGAAGCCCCAAGCAGGAGGCCAGGAGGGGAAUCACCACGAUUCUCCCACUUUAGAUUCAUCAACGGAGUCGGACAGACUGGAGCUGCAGACGACUGAUCUGUCGUUUGCAUCGUUGCACAGAGCCAAAUGUCAACGUCGCCGGAGGACGGCGUUCACCAAUCCCCAGCUGCAAUAUUUGGAGAAGAAGUUCCGCUGUCAGAAAUACCUCAGUGUCAGCGACAGAGCGGAAGUCUCCAGAAAACUGGAUCUGUCGGAGACCCAAGUCAAGACCUGGUACCAGAACAGGAGAACUAAAUGGAAACGACAGACGACACCAGAGGCACGCGCGCAGGAACUGCGUCAUCACAUGUGUGACGCAAUGGACUGUCCAGGAUCUAGUCACGUGACGGGUGGUGGUCCUGUGUCGCCCCUGCAGCUGCGGCUGGCCAUGGCGAUCGCCGUCAACACCGACCCCGUCCUGGCGCAGUACUGUCUGAGGGCGGCAGGCGUCAUCUAA